Molecule: messenger RNA, 3168 nt
Organism: Frieseomelitta varia
Lineage: Eukaryota; Metazoa; Arthropoda; Insecta; Hymenoptera; Apidae
Gene: UHRF1
Product: E3 ubiquitin-protein ligase UHRF1-like
Exons: 8
Coding region: 84-2303 (739 amino acids)
Biological process (GO): protein ubiquitination; negative regulation of gene expression via chromosomal CpG island methylation
Molecular function (GO): ubiquitin protein ligase activity; protein binding
Source: RefSeq, a predicted model, not a curated record
UCGACGCAAGAAACAGACGCAAGUACAACUUUACAUAGUACGACUUUUUCUUUGGAAGUUUUUAACUCAACAAACAUACCAAAAUGUACGUUAAAGUAAGAACAAUGGAUGGCAAACGGGAGAUGUUGUUAACCGUUUCAAGAACAAUGGAAGUGGAAGAUUUCAAGCGUAUGAUUGAAGAGAAGAUGGAUGUAAAAGUGGAUCUACAACGAUUAUUCUAUCGUGGAAAACAAUUAGAAAAUGAUUAUACAUUACAUGACUAUAAUAUCAAUAUAAAUGACGUGAUUCAAUUAAUGAUAAAGAUACAAAUUAGCGGAUUAGAACCUACCUCCAGUAGCAGUGUUACUACUAUUCCUAGUUUAAAUUCUGAAAAAGAAAUUGUAGAUGAUAAUGGAGAGAAAUUACUUGAAACACUUACUGAAAGCUUGUAUUAUAAAACUGGUGAUGUAGUAGAUUGCCUUAAUCAAGUUUAUGGAGCUUGGUUUGAGGCAAUAAUAUCAAAGAUUUUUAAAAAAGAUGAUAAAAUUAUUUAUAAUAUGCAGUGGGAAUUUGAUGAUAAAGCUCCACCUUUCAAUGUAUCUGAGUCAUUAAUAAGACCACGUGCAAGACAUUUGUUACAACUUGACAGUUUAGAAGUAGGUCAAAAAGUGAUGAUUAAUCAUAAUGUUGAUAAUCCUAAAGAAAUUGGUUUUUGGUACGAUUUUACAAUAUCGAAUAUAAUUAAAAACAGGAAAAUACAACUGAUUGGGAUAUUACAUAUUGGACUAGAUCAAUCAAUCAACAAUUUGAAAGUGAUACCUGGGGAUGAUAUUUUUGCCAUAGAAGAACCAAAAUUUCUUAAAGACAGAACUGAAGAUGAACAAUACAUGGUCAGUAAACGAAGACGUGUACAAGCUAAUUGUGAUGCAUGUUUCGACAAUCCUAACAAGAAAUGCAGAGAAUGUGGUUGUAGAAUUUGUGCUGGGAAAGAAGAUGAACAUAAGCUUCUUUUAUGUGAUGAGUGUGACUCUGCAUAUCAUAUAGGCUGUUUGAAUCCCCCGUUAACAUCCAUACCUGAAGAAGAUUACUGGUAUUGUUCGGAAUGUAAAAAUGAUGAAAAUGAAAUUGUGAAGGCAGGUGAUAAACUUAAAAAAACGAAAAAGAAAACAUAUGAAAAUAGUAAUCGUAGAAAAAGAAAUUGGGAUAGAGGAAUGGCAUGUGUAGGAAUAUCAAAACACUGCACUAUAGUUUCAAUCUAUCAUGUCGGACCUAUUCCAGGAGUAGAAGUUGGAACGAGCUGGUUAUAUAGAAUACAGGUAUCUGAAGCUGGAGUACAUAGACCACCCAUAGCUGGAAUUCAUGGAAAAUCAACACAGUGUGCAUUUUCUAUUGUAUUGGCUGGAGGGUACGAGGAUGACAUUGACAACGGCGAUGAAUUUAUUUAUAGUGGCUCCGGAGGCAGAGAUCUAUCAGGAAACAAAAGAACAGGACGACAAACUUGUGAUCAGACAUUAACUAAUAUGAACAAAGCAUUGGCUUUAAAUUGCAAUGCAAAAUUCAAUCCGAGAGUCGGCGCCACAGCGGAAUAUUGGAAAGAUGGUAUACCUGUAAGAGUUGUGAGAACCCACAGGCUUGCUAAAUUCAGCAAAUAUGCACCAGAACAAGGCAACAGAUAUGACGGUAUAUACAAGGUGGUAAAGUAUUAUCCAGAAAUAGGUAAAAGCGGAUUCCGUGUAUGGAAAUUUUUAUUAAGAAGAGAUGAUCCAGUACCUGCACCAUGGACUAAAGCGGGUAAAGCACGAAUAAAAGCACUCGGUUUGAAAUUCAUAUAUCCAGAUGGAUAUUUAGAAGCAAAGGCAAAAAAUGAAGCAAAUGAAAAUGAAAUAAAUGAAAUAAGUAAAAAACGAAAAUUACAUAUGAAAGAAUCUGUUACUUCAAAUGAAGAGAAACAACAGAAGAAGAGACAAAAAUUCGAGGGUUAUAAAUUAGAAAGUGAAAUAGCAGAAUAUAUCGAGCAAGAUCGGGCAAAUGUAAAAUUAUGGGAUGAAUGUCGUAAAGCCUUACAAGAUGGUAAACCUGCAUUUUUGCAAUAUGUUUUAGAAAGAUUCACAUGUCCCUGUUGUUUGGAACUCGUUUACAAACCUGUCACGACUCCAUGCGCACAUAAUAUUUGUCUUAAUUGUUUGAAACGUAGUUUUUUAACGGGUAGGCGAUGUUGCCUGUCAUGUCGUUAUUUCUUUAAUGAAAAUUAUAAAAUGAUAGUUAAUACAUUUUUAUCAUCUGCUUUAUCAUUACUUUAUCCAGGUUAUAAAGGUGGCAGAUAACUUCAAUUUUGACAAAAUAAUACUUACAUUUCUGAAAUAAAUUCUCACAUGCCAAUUCAAAUUGCAUUAAAUAAUAAAUCUGGUUACAAUUUGUGCUUCAGUAAUGAAGUAAUGUUUGGUAUAAUACAUAGUUAUAAGACGAGCAACAUAUCGUGCUCAUUUUUAUUUAUAUAAAAAAUUUGUUAGUAUCAUUUUACAAUAAUAAUUUUAUUAUAAUAUAUUUGCAGUCAUAAAAUGACUAGUAAUAAUUAAAUAACAAUAAUUAUUAUUGUAAUAGUUAUUAUUAUGUUAAGUUUUGAUUUAUGUAAUUUCAAAUUUUAUAUCUACAGGGUGGACCAUUUAAAUGGGAUUAUUUUUUUUUAUUGUUAUUUUUAGGGACGUAAAUAAACUUUGUUAAUAAAAAUCAUUCAGUACUGAGGGGACUAUGGCAGUAAUGACUUUUUGUAGAGGUUUCGAAGGCCUUUCUCGUUUUUCAUAUAGAUCAAAAUCUUACAAAAUCACUACUGCCGUUAUUAUUAUGGUGCCUUUAAUAUUGAAUAACUUUUAUUUUUUUAUAGUUUAUUCAUGUUUUUAAAAACAACGGAGUUAAGUAGUCCCAUUUUAAAUUACUUAGAUAGACCUCAUUUAAGUGGUCCACCUUGUAUAUGUAAUGCAAGGUUUAUAUAUUGACUACAAACUAUAUAUGUUUGCUCAUUUAUUUGUGUAUGUGUGAUGUGCUUCAAUUUAAACCAAUUGUACGUGGUUCUAAUUUGCAUUUUAAUCAAUCUGUACUGCUCUUUUUUAGUUAGCAUAACAUAAUUUUCCACAAUAAAUGAUAUGAAUCAUGUUAUUUUACAACGAGGUAAAUAAAUGUUUUUUAUUACAA